UAUAAAAAGGGGAAAAAGAGGCCUUGAACUUGAAUGGAUCACAUCUGACAGAUCUCGGAUUUGUUACAAACGAUCCCCCGUUGGAGCUGCUGCUGAGUUCGGCUCUGUUUGUUCUUCCCCUAAGGAACCAUGAAGGGAGAUUGGAUUCUCUGCCUUAUCGCUAGUCUCCUCCCUUGGGUCCAAGGAAUGGUAAAUUUAACCUGUGUUUCAUGUCCUUUUGGAAGCCCCAAAUGCGAAGCUAAUUGCACAGCUCCGCAGACUACAUGUGUUUCUUUGACAGAAGCCAAUACACUGGGUGGAAAUGUCAGUCCCAAUAGAGAAUAUAAAGGAUGCAUUGACUCACCCUACUGUAGACCUCUGACCUUCACCUUGACCACAGCUGCUGGACGCCACACCCAAAGCAAUAUGGCCUGUUGCUCAACAAAUAUGUGCAAUGCAAUAUUAAGUCUAAAUGUUCCCCCAGUUGGUACAUUGGAAAACGGGAUAUCUUGCCCAGCCUGUGAAAGCUACAAUCAGAAGGAGUGUGAAAUCAAAAGCCACGUUGCCUGCAUCGGAAAUGAGGAGAAAUGCAUUACUCUCGCAGGAGAUUCUAUUGAGAAAUCUACGAAUCAAUCCUUCACCAUCAAGGGCUGUGCAACCACGAAUGCCUGCGACUUGAAACAGAAUGACCUGGUGCCAUUUGGGGGGAAGAUAUAUAAGCUGAGUAUGAAAGCAGCUUGCACCGACAGGGGCACAUGGGGUGUGAUUUCUUCUUCAGGAAUCAUUUUUUCAUCCCUUGCUGGAGUCCUCUUCAUGCAGAACCUCUCAUGAAGUCAACUGGUUCCUCUUCUGUGUUUGAUAAAAAGGCCAUCAUCUGGAUGGUCUCCAAAAUUGCAAAUAAAAUUUUCAAGUUCUUUUCAUCCAUGAAGUCCAGUAGUCUUUCAA
Messenger RNA from Notechis scutatus (mainland tiger snake), 924 nucleotides. Its product is annotated as phospholipase A2 inhibitor and Ly6/PLAUR domain-containing protein-like. NCBI's taxonomy places the organism in Eukaryota, Metazoa, Chordata, Lepidosauria, Squamata, Elapidae. The record is from RefSeq and is a predicted model, not a curated record.